Molecule: messenger RNA, 1563 nt
Organism: Fusarium subglutinans
Lineage: Eukaryota; Fungi; Ascomycota; Sordariomycetes; Hypocreales; Nectriaceae
Exons: 7
Coding region: 1-1563 (520 amino acids)
Biological process (GO): transmembrane transport
Molecular function (GO): transmembrane transporter activity
Source: RefSeq, a predicted model, not a curated record
AUGGACAGCGAGUUGAGCUUUCCCCCUGGGACUUCCCGUCUCCUGAGUCGAUCUGAGAUUAUACUCGUUCCAACACCAUCGCAAGACCCCAAUGAUCCUCUGAAUUGGAGCAAACGCCGAAAAGCAUGGAACUUCACCCUAGUCCUCGCCGUAACAGUAGCAUUCUUCUCAGCCGUCGUUAUGCAAAUGGUCCUAUGGCAGCAAAUGAUCAUCGAUAUGCACGUAACCUAUGACCAGCUCAACUACGGCGUCGCCUUCAACUCAGCUGGUCUCGCCCUCGGAAGUUUUCUCUUUAUCCCACUCGCUCGAAAGUACGGUUCUAGGCCUUGCUAUAUCCUCUCCACUGGUCUUAUGGCUGCUGUGUCGUGGUGGAGUGGGAGGAUGGAGACGGUAGGGGAGAUGUAUGUUACGAAUUUCCUCUCGGGGCUGGCGGCGAGUAUUAAUGAGACGAUUUCGGAAAUCACGAUUGCGGACUUGUUCUUUGUUCAUCAAAGGGGUACUGCGAAUGGGUUUUAUAUCAUGGCUGUCAUGGUCGGUCAAUUCGUCUGUCCUUGCAUCGUGGGUGUGCAAGCAGCUGCCCAAGACUGGCGAUGGACAUACUACACCACUGGUAUUGUCCUGACCAUCCUCUUCCUCCUCUUCAUCUUCUGCUUUGAAGAAACAAAGUUCAUUCCCGUCACCGUCGGCGAAACACGCAACACCUCAAGCCAAGACACACCUACAUUCAAGAGUCACCCUAAGGACGGUCUAAACCAGGCAGACAUCCAAGAAUCGGACCUCAACUCAGAAACCCAUCCACCUCGCCUGAAAUACAAACAAAGAAUGCGCUUCAUAACACGCACAGACGAACCUCUCUGGCGUAACUAUCUCGUCCCUCUCAAAAUGUUUCUCUUCCCGCACGUUCUCUUUUCCGCACUUCAAGUAGCUAGCUGCGUUGCCUUUCUCAUUCUUCUCACGUCAUCUAUCUCCAUGAUCUUCUCUGCACCGCCGUAUAACUUCAACACAGCGGGUGUAGGGCUCAUGUCGCUAGGUCCAUUUGUUGGCAACUUUCUGGGGAGUGUCUACGGCGGUGUGUUUGGUGAUUGGGUUGUUGUUAAGUUAGCGAAGAGGAAUAGGGGGGUUUUUGAACCGGAGAUGAGGUUGUAUAUUCUGCUGUUGCCGGCGCUGCUUAUGGGUGGGGGACUUGUGCUCUUUGGUAUAUCUGCUGAUAAGGGCUGGCACUGGAUCUAUCCUAGUAUUGGAGGUGCCAUGUUUGGGUUUGGGAUGGCAUCCAUGAUCGAUAUCUCAUGCACCAUCAUCAUCGACAUUUACCAAACCCUUACAGCAGAAGCCUUCAUCUCUGUGACGUUCAUCCGCAACAUUCCUUCGAUUGGAGUCCCAUUUGGCGUGGUUGGCUGGAUGACAUCCAUCGGCAUCUCAAAACUCUUCAUCAUCAGCGGAUGCGUCGCUACCGCUGUCUGUUUGUUAUUUAUUCCCUGCGCUAUUUACGGCCGACGUGUUCGUGAAAACACAUGGCAGAUGUAUGAAUCUGUACGGGAGCUGAAAGGAGCGGCUCGACACUAG